This is a messenger RNA of Purpureocillium takamizusanense, 1716 nucleotides long. RefSeq lists its product as uncharacterized. The record is from RefSeq and is a predicted model, not a curated record. The transcript is spliced from 3 exons. NCBI's taxonomy places the organism in Eukaryota, Fungi, Ascomycota, Sordariomycetes, Hypocreales, Ophiocordycipitaceae. Gene Ontology annotation, molecular function: oxidoreductase activity; FAD binding. The coding region runs from base 1 to 1716 and encodes 571 amino acids.
AUGAAGUUCUCCUCACUGGUGCAGGCUGCGGCCUUGCUCGCGGCCCAAGCUCUCGCCGAUGCCUCGAGCACCUCCCUGUCAUGUCGGUGCUUGCCGGGAGACGCCUGUUGGCCCUCGGAUCGCACCUGGGCAAAGCUUAAUGCAACCGUCGGGGGAAGGCUCGUCGCCACGGUGCCUAUCGGGUCGCCGUGCCAUGACCCUACCUACGAUGCUGCCGCGUGCGCGGCGUUGCAGGCAAGCUGGAAGAACCCACUCACCCAUGUUUCGUCAUCGUCGUCGGUGAUGGGGGCAUACUUUGCAAACCAGAGUUGCGAUCCGUUUACCAAUAGAUCGAAACCUUGUCUGCUUGGAAACUACGUCAGCUACGCGGUCAAGGUCAAGAACACCGCAGACGUCGCGGUCGCCCUGCGCUUUGCUAAGGAACAUAAUCUCCGUAUCGUCGUCCGCAACACGGGUCAUGAUUUCUUCGGCCGCUCCACCGGCGCCGGUGCCCUCGCCAUCUGGACCCAGGGCCUCAAGACCGUGUCCUUUGUCGACUGGACGGAUGACCACUACACGGGGCCGGCAGCCAUUGUGGGCGCGGGUGUCCUCGGCUAUGAGAUCGUCGAGGCCGCGCAUAAGCAGGGCCUCACGGUCGUGGGUGGAGAGUGCGCGACCGUCGGUCUCGCCGGCGGCUUCAUCCAGGGGGGCGGCCACUCUGCGCUCAGCACCACCUUCGGUCUCGCUACCGACCACACGUUGGCUUUCCAGGUUGUCACGACGAGCGGUCUCACCGUCACAGCGUCGCCGACCCAGAACGCAGACCUCUACUGGGCCCUAAGUGGCGGCGGCGGCGGCAACUACGGCGUCGUUGUUGGAGUCACCAUUCGCGCGCAUAAGGCGGCAACGGUCGGCGGUGCAGCCUUCCAGCUACUUGCGCCUACUACUACACCCGAGAAGUUCCAGGCUGCGGUAGCUAAAUUCUAUGAGCUACUGCCUAAGAUGAUCGAUAAUGGCGCCAUGGUCUCCUUUCACACGAACCAGCAGAUGCUAAAGGUCAAGCCCGUGACUAUCUGGAACUCGACCGCCGCUUACGUCCGCGACGUCGUUCUGCAGCCCUUCACUACGGCUCUCACCGAGAUUGGGAUCUCUUUGCCAGUUACCUAUAGCGAACUCUCUUAUCGCGACCAUUACGAUCGCUAUAUGGGCCCCCUCCCCCAGGGAAGCUUCGAGGUAGAGAGUCACCAGUUCGGCGGACGCCUAAUCCCCCGUAAGGUUCUAGAGGACAGGACGAGCCGCAACUCCUUCGUCCGUGCCGUAAACAACCUUACGGCCAACGGUAUCCUCACUAUCGGCAGCGCCGCUGCCUACUCUAAUAAGCCCGCCGGUAGCCCUAACAAUUCCGUCAACCCUGUUUGGCGCUCUACGUUGAUUCAGCUGCAGCUCAUGACGAACUGGAACACAACGGCGCCGUGGUCAGAGAUGGAGGCCGUGCAGCGUCGCAUGACGGAGGAGUUUAUGCCUCAGAUUGAGAGCGUAACGCCCGAUAGCGGGUCGUACUUAAACGAGGCUGACUUUAGGCAGCCGAACUGGCAGCAGACCUUCUACGGGUCUAGCUACGAGAAGUUGCUUGCCAUCAAGCGCAAGUGGGAUCCCGAAAGCGUGCUUUACGCGCUUAAGGGCGUGGGGAGCGAGGCUUGGAACGUCGGAAACGAUGGCCGGAUGUGCCGGGCAUGA